AUGGCCACCGGAAGUGUAGUGCGUGUCCCACCCGAGGGUGGGUGGGGUUUGCUGGUGGGCGUCGGUAUGGCCAUGAUGUUCGUCGUGACGCUUGGUUCGCUGCCCUCGUUUGGGUUGAUGUUUGGUGAUUUUCUGACCGAACUGGGUGAAGAAACCGGUGCCAUUGCGCUCAUCACGAGUUGCUUCUUUAGUGCGCUCAGCUUUGCCGGGCUGUUCACCAACACGCUCAUGAAGAAGACAUCCUGCCGGACGGUUGGGUUGAUUGGGGCGGCUUUUUACAUCGCCGGGAGUAUGUUGACCGUGUUUGUGCGUUCUACCAACGAGCUGCUCAUCUCGUUCGCACUCUUCCAAGGUGCCGGCUUUGGGCUGAUGAUUCCCGUGUCCUACACGACGUUUAACGCGUACUUUGUGGAAAAACGCGUCGUGAUGAUGAGCGUUGCACAGACGCUGAUCGGGCUCGGUACCAUGUUCUAUCCGAUCUUCAUCCAGCGGUCGAUGGAUGCGUUUGGAUUUCGCGGAUGUAUGGCCGUGCUGGCGGCCGUUAACAGCCACACGCUUUUGGCAAUGCUCGUGAUGCAUCCGGUCGAAUGGCAUAUGCGGCUCGUUCCAUCUAGCCCCCUGCCAGAGCUUGCCCCGAUGGUGGAUGGAAAAGUGGCGGAAAAAACGAGCUCCGAGGAUGGAGAUGGUUUCGAGGAGUUGCCGGCCAGAGCGCGAGCCCUCAGCCAGCGAUCGGCGAAGCUGCGUGGCUCGAGACGAGCGUCAUCGAUACCGGGACUGGGUAAUUGGUCCGGUCCGGUCGUCGUGAGUGACAGCACGGAACGUGACAGCAAACCCGCCACCAAGUGGCAGAUUCUGGUGGAUUUUCUCGACCUCACGCUGCUCAAGGAUCCCGUCUACGUGAACAUCGUGCUCGGCAUCUCGUUCGCUCUCUACUCCGAUCUGGCGUUUUUCACGCUGCAACCGAUGUACCUUUUCAUGCUGGCGUUCAGCAAGGCGGACGUUUCGCUAAUCAUCGCCAUCGGUGCCGGAGCGGAUCUAAUAUCGCGCAUCUUUCUGGCCAUCUCGAGCACAUGCCUCAACAUUAGAGCCCGUUACGUCUAUCUGGCUGGGGCACUUUUUACCAUUGUGGCACGUUUCGGAUUUUUGUGCGUGUUCGAUUUCUACGGCAUGGCCAUCGUUACCGCCAUCAUGGGCUUCCUGCGUACCUGGAUCCACGUGCCGCUCCCGUUGGUUUUCUCCGAGUACCUGCCACAGGAUAGGUUUCCUUCCGGCUACGGAUUGUUUAUGUUCCUGCAGGGGAACAUCACAUUCGCGAUCGGCCCGAUAGUCGGGUACAUCCGUGACGUCACCGGAAGCUACACAGUCUCGUUCCACUGUCUCACGCUCGUGAUGGCGCUUUGUGUGGUGCCGUGGUUCUUCGAAAUUUGCUACUACCGGCUGAAGCGGAAAGCCCGCGAUGUGGAAGCCGCACACGGGCCAAUACCGGUGAUUUGCGAGACGAAGGAGUAGAGCUGCGUGCAAGCAGCCAGGUAUGCGCAGGUAACGCUAGAAAUAAACAUUCGU
This is a messenger RNA of Anopheles nili, 1563 nucleotides long. RefSeq names its product monocarboxylate transporter 7. The record is from RefSeq and is a predicted model, not a curated record. Gene Ontology annotation, molecular function: monocarboxylic acid transmembrane transporter activity. Lineage: Eukaryota; Metazoa; Arthropoda; Insecta; Diptera; Culicidae. The transcript is spliced from 5 exons. Gene Ontology annotation, biological process: transmembrane transport; monocarboxylic acid transport. The coding region runs from base 1 to 1509 and encodes 502 amino acids.